AUGGAUCCAAAGUCCAGUGAAGGCAACGAUAGUAAUGCAUAUCCGACGGAAACAUCGCUACAUAUAAGCACUCAUGACAUUAAGAGUGAGAGCACCCGUAGUCAGAGACGGGGUCUGUCGGUCUCCUUUGCCGAGAAAACAGAUACUAUACUCGACGCCACCCGACAGGCCAUCACGGAGUCGCUCAAGACUAUGGACGCCACCGGGAAGUUAGGGAGCAUCAGGGAAGAAUAUUAUGGCACACCCGACGAUAUGGGUGCCGAGAGUACAGCACUACUCAAACAAUACCGGGAACGGCACCGGACAACACGGGGCGCGGGUCGGGCGGUAAUACCUGGCCGUCGGGGCUCUUACCUGGAAAAAUCGCACGGCGGCGCCACGUGGGUCACCGGCGGCUUCCUAUUGGUCAGCGCGGCGUUGGGCGCCGGUAUACUUAACUACCCGGUGGCCUACGAUAGGCUGGGCGGCAUAGCGCAAGCAACCCUGGUACAAUUGGCAGUAUUAUGCCUGUUGUCUACCACGAUGUUAAUACUCGUUUACUGUUCAAAUAUUAAUCAUGAUAAUUCCUACCACGAAGUGUUGAAUAGCAUAUGCGGGCCGCGGGUUAAAAACAUGGCCGCCCUAUCCAUACUACUGUCCACUUUCGGUAUUUGUGUCACGUAUUACGUUAUCAUUGGCGACCAGUUUGACCGUAUUUUUGCCACAUUUUUUGGCGACACGUUUUGCCGCACGUUGUUUAUGAACAGACAGUUUGUUAUACCGGUGGUGGCUGUGGUCAUGAUUUGGCCCCUGUGCUAUUUUAAGAAUCUGGAAUUUCUUAAACAUUUUAAUAUACUUGGAAUCAUCGCAAUGUUAUACGUGGUAUACCUAAGUGUCUACGAGUAUUUCGUGCUAAGUCCGACCCAUAGACCAACAAUAGACAACAUCCCGGGGCCGUCAAUGACUACCACCAGCACCGGGUCAGCCAACAGCGUAUUCACAGUGUUGGCCGCCGUACCCGUAGUGAGUCUGGCCUAUCAGACCCACGAGUUGGUGGUGCCGGUGAACGCCGUACUCCGGGAGCGCACACUCGGCAACUUUUCCCGCGCGAUGGCACUGGCGUUGACAACACUACUGGUGCUUUACUGCCUGUGCGGUACGUUCGGGUACCUGACAUUUGGCGGUCAGGUCAGCGCCGAUAUCAUGCAAAUGUACGACGCGUCCGACCCCGUGGUAGUCAUCGGCAUUCUAGCACUUGUGGUCAAAAUGAUCACAACAUACCCGCAGAUUGUGCUGUGCGGUCGCGACACCAUCUAUCGGCUAAUCGUGCCCAACACUCACCACUCGGUGAACAUACAACUGGCCAACGCUGAGAGCACCGGUAGUGGCAGUAGUGGCCAGUCGUCAUCGCCGGUCACACCAAACGCCCGGCAAGAGAUGUGGUAUAGAGUGGGCAUCACUAGUGUGUGGAAUGUGUUGGCACUGAUCCUAUCGGUGUUGACGCCUAACAUAACCAUCGCUAUCGGCUUUCUGGGCGCUAUCGGCGCCUGUAAUUCGUUCAUAUUUCCCGGCAUUUGUAUGAUAUGUCUGUCCCGUCGACGGCUCACUUGUAUACCAUUUUCGGCCAAAAACAAGUGCUCAAUAGCGUUGAAUGAUUUGUACACUAAUGCCGAGAGUAUAGAGUUGUGUAAAAUAUAA
This is a messenger RNA of Medioppia subpectinata, 1677 nucleotides long. The record is from the annotation of a GenBank genome assembly. Lineage: Eukaryota; Metazoa; Arthropoda; Arachnida; Sarcoptiformes; Oppiidae.